UUGGUUUUGGGGGGGAAGGGCGUGAGGGUUGUUUAGGGGCUGGCAGGAGAACCAGAGACUUACCGCGCCGGUUACAAUCACGACUUUGCGCCGGGAUGGGUCCUCGUGCGACGAAUACGCGCGCAGAGGUCCGCGUCGGGGACGACUGAGAAUGCUGCUCGUGGCCCGAAGGGCGCAAAGACGCAUAGACGAUAUCGUCAUCGUCAUCAUCAUCGUCGUCGUCGUCGCCGUCGUCAUCGUCAUCGAAAUCGUCGUUGUCAUUGGUGGCCUAACAAAGGAAGCAUCAUCGGUCGCAUACUCAUUCUGCCUUAUUUAGUUUACCAGACAGUAGUGUCGUGCAACUUUUCCUCUCGUCGCCGUGCGCGCGAUGUAGGAGCUGUCCCGGUUGAGAGAAACGAGAGAGACACGAGAAGAGGCGGCGCGUUGCCGUAUUCGGUCGUCAGCCUUGCAACCUUGACACGGGUUCUGGCAACCAACAGAGAAACAUACACAUUUUCUGCAGUCGACCACGGCAUGAAAAGCCGCACCCCGCAAAUUUGUUCUGAUCCGAUCCCGACUUGACCGCUCGUCUGACAUGCUCUGGGCGUCCGUCUGGCUGCAGCCUGACGCUGUCUAUCGAAUCUUGGUCAGGGUCCCGACGAAAUCGCACGAUUUCUGACAUGUGCUUGGGAUAAAGAGAUGAGCGCUUCUUCUGGUUGGGCUUGGUGGCUUUGAGGGCUGCAGAUACGAGAGCGGGAAAAAAAAAAGUCACGAGCGACCAGGAAAGCUGAAACGAGCGUGCAAAAUAUGCUGUGCUUGAACGGGCCUUUCAGCUUCACGGUCAGCUGAAUGAUGCACCUGGGUUCGACGAGUUCGAGACGCGCAUCUUUGCAGAUAUGGUAUAAAAACGAUGGCUCCAUCGCCGUCGUCCUAAAUCACGUCGAAUCUGGAGAUCACCCAUGGCUUGACUCAAUCCCAAUCUUGCCCAAAGGAAGCAGCAGCAAUUCCGGCGACAAUGGGAUCGACUUCCGACCUCCCCACGAGCGCUCAAAGCGUGUGGGAUCCCGAGAUCCAGAACGUCAUCAACAAUGCUCGGACUCCAUUUCACCCGUCGCCGCUGGCGUGGGAAGAUCAGCUCCUGUUUGUCGACCCGCCUCGAGAUGUUUUUUUUGAUUACGACGCUUCUAACUCUGACAUGCCAGCUACUUCCUGCUGCCAGAUCGGUUUUCCAACAACUUGGAGAAUGGCUACAAGGACAACGACGGCAACGUCGUCGACACUGGCUCCAUCGAGGCCUUCAGGCCUUCAGAUGCCAACAACGCCGUCGCCCCAAACAAGGACCCGACCGACUGGCAGUCGCACGGGAACGUCUGGUGCGGCGGCACGAUUGUCGGUCUGACCUCCAAACUGGGUUACUUGAAGCGGAUGGGCAUCACGGCGAUCUGGAUCGGACCCGUGUUCAAGCAGGUCAAGACGGAUCUGAACAGCUAUCACGGCUACGGUGUGCAAGACUUCCUCGACGUCGACCCCCGAUUCGGCCCGCGCGAAGAGUACAAGAGUCUGGUGCAAAAGGCGCACGACAUGGGCCUGUACGUCAUUCAAGACAUCAUAUGCAACCACUCCGGCGACGUGUUCUGCUACGAGGGAGAUCCGAACCCGAGCUGGAAGUGGGAUGACUCGCUGCAACGUGCCGUCGUGUAUCCCGUGAAAGGCUUUUACGACGCCGACCACAGGCCCGACACGACCUUGCCCUUCCGCAAGGUCGACGCGUCCAGAUUUCCCGACGCCGCCAUCUGGCCGGCCGAGUUCCAGGACGGCGAGGCCAUCUUCACCCGGGAGGGCAAAAUCAACAACUGGGAUCGAGACCCCGAGUAUCUCGACGGCGAUUUUUACAACCUGAAGGACUUCAGAUUGGGCGCCAGCUCGCCCGAUCAGUUCGUCGCGACGCCCGCUCUCAAGACCCUGGUCGAGUGCUACAAGUACUGGAUCGCCUUCGCGGACUUGGACGCGUUCCGCCUCGACACGGUCAAGCACAUGGGAUGGGGUCCCACGCGGUACUUUUGCAACGCAAUCCACGAGUACGCAAUGUCCAUCGGCAAGAACAACUUCAUGAUCGUGGGCGAGAUCACCGGCGGCAACGAAAGCAAAUACGACACCGUCACGCAAACUGGUCUUAACGCUGCGCUCGGCAUAACGGAUCUCCAGCAGGCGCUGUGGAACCUGCCCAAGGGAAAUUGGAGCCCCCAAGCGUACUUCGACCAGUUCCGAAACGCAACCUACCUCCGGCAAGGCUCGCACGCCUGGCUUCGCGACAAACUUGUCACGAUGAUCGACGACCAUGACCAGGUGUGGCGUGGCGAUUUCAAGGGCCGCUUCUGUUCUGACGCCAUCGGCUCCAAGAUGAUCUUCCCGGCCAUCGCGCUGAACAUGACGACCCUCGGCAUCGCGUGCAUAUACUACGGGUCCGAGCAAUCUUUCGACGGCUCUGGAGGUUCGGGACUGCCUGGCCAUGGGGCCGAUCAAUGGAUCAGGGAGUGCAUGUUCGGCGGGAAGUUUGGCGCCUUCAGAUCGCAAGAUCGGCACUUCUUCGACGAGCUCGGCGUGGUGUACGGCAAGAUCAGCCGGCUCGCGGAGCUACGCAGGAAAAACCUGGUGCUGACUCGUGGUCGCCAGUACCUGCGCGAGAUCUCCGGCGACGGCGUCGGCUUCGGCCUCCCGGAGAAGUUCCCGGGCGGGAGGAUGGAGAGCAUUGUGGCGUGGAGCCGAAUCUUCAACAACGUCGAGAUUCUUUGUGCCAUCAACACGGACACGAACGGUGAUCGAACGGCCUGGGUCACGGUGGAUGCCGAAUUGAAUGCGGCGGGCGACGAGCUUGUUGCCAUCUUCGAAGAGCGGCCUGGCCAGAACGCGACAGCGUUGAGGGUGGAAAAGCGGGCGAACAGAUCGGUUGUUCAACUUACGAUGCCACCCGCCAGCUUCGCGAUGUUUAAGAAAUAAGGUCUAGGGAAGGAAAAAGAAAAAGGUUGGCACAAAUGUAUUUUUUGAUUUUUUGAGUGUGCUACUCUCAUGCAUUAUUGCUUGUAGUGACGCUGGUCUUCGUCCCUAUUCUUUUUCGGCUUUACUGAACAUGGGAGGCUUGGGACAAAUUAGCUAAAAGCUCAACGCGUCAACGAUGUAGGUAUGAACGAACCAAGUGAACCUGCCCG
Molecule: messenger RNA, 3185 nt
Organism: Verruconis gallopava
Lineage: Eukaryota; Fungi; Ascomycota; Dothideomycetes; Venturiales; Sympoventuriaceae
Exons: 2
Coding region: 1405-2976 (523 amino acids)
Biological process (GO): carbohydrate metabolic process
Source: RefSeq, a predicted model, not a curated record